CCGAUGGCAGCCUCGCGCGGCCUGCAAGACAAGAUUGAUGCCUUCGAGAAAAAGGCUGAAAACGCCGCCAUGGCCGCAGAAAACGACGGCCAGCAGCGCGCUGGGGCUCAGCCUGACAGCGCAGCCGAGGUUGUCGCCCCGGCGUCAGGCUCCGGGAACACUGCGGAUGAACCGGCCGCCACGGACGUCCCUCGGCGACACCAGCUGCUGGCGCGCACUCUCAUGAAAGCGUUCAAGUCUGCUGAUAAAACGUCUAUGGGGAUUACGACGCGGUCACGUAUCAUAUGCGGAUGCCCCGAGACGCCAGAAAGAGGCUUGCUUCGUCGCAGCAGGCUGCGGCAGGCCGCGGGAGACGGAGCCGCCACCACGCAGCCAUCUCGACAGAUGAUCGUACUGCGGGGCCUGGUGGCGCUGGCCGCUUUCCUGGCGGCCGCUUCUUUCCUGCUUAGCGCCAUGUUCCUGGCACAGUCGCUACGCUCCGAGCGCACCCGCCAGAUGCAGAAGGUGGUGGUCGCACCGCCGGCGCCCAAGCAGGCCCCGGUUGCGUACAUGCCACCUGUACAAGAAGCCAACGCGGAGGCGGUCCACGAGAAGCGGCACAAGCGUCGUCACAGCAGACGCAGGCGAUUGCCACCCGUAGAGCUGCGAGCGCCGGCGUCCGGUACUCGUCAACACGAAGACGACGUGAUCGACGCCGAAGACCCUAGCAUCGCCUGA
This is a messenger RNA of Rhipicephalus sanguineus (brown dog tick), 717 nucleotides long. RefSeq lists its product as uncharacterized. The record is from RefSeq and is a predicted model, not a curated record. The transcript has 3 exons. The coding region runs from base 4 to 717 and encodes 237 amino acids. NCBI's taxonomy places the organism in Eukaryota, Metazoa, Arthropoda, Arachnida, Ixodida, Ixodidae.